Hyaloscypha bicolor E is the source of this 891-nucleotide messenger RNA. RefSeq lists its product as uncharacterized. The record is from RefSeq and is a predicted model, not a curated record. Bases 163 to 786 code for a protein of 207 amino acids. The transcript has 2 exons. Lineage: Eukaryota; Fungi; Ascomycota; Leotiomycetes; Helotiales; Hyaloscyphaceae.
CGGGUACCGAGCCCCGAGAUUGUCGUCAGUACGCCUCUGCAGCCAUUGAUCUGCGUGCUCUUAUAGACCACCCAUCCCUUGCUUUCCCGGGCAGGUACCGUACUUGCACCAUUCGAAUCCGAGUCCGUUUCCAGAUCCCACGUUUCACAAUAGAACUACAGAAUGCGUUUCUUCUGCUCGACCUGUGCGAUACUCGCUGUUGCUCUUGGCGUAACCGCUGUCAGCACAUUGAGGGAGCCGACCCCCUUACCUGAUCCGACCGAGCGCUCAGCCUCACCUCUCCCUGGUGCGGCAGUGAUACCUUUCUUCGACGUUCCAACUCUUUUCGCCAAUGCGCCAUACGCUGCCAAUCCUACUAUUAUAGAAGCCAUUCGCGCCACGCUCGCACUCUACCCGCUGGCAAUCGACGGUAAGAACUUCAAUGCUCUCGGUCAGCUUUUCGCCUCCAACGCUGUCGCAAACUACUCCGAGCCUUUGAACAUUCUUACGUCACUAUCAACCAUUCAGUCCGUAUUGCAGUCGAGCCUCGCAGCCGUGACAACACAGCAUGCGUUUGCAACGCAACUCAUCGAUGUCCUGUCUCCUACUUCGGCAUUCUCGGUGACAUACUACACGGCGACGCAUUUUGGGAGGGGACCAUUCCUUGGGCUCACGGUGACGGCUUAUGGACAGUAUCAGGAUGUGUGGGCAAAGCAGAGUGAUGCGUCUUGGAAAAUCACUCAUAGGAACUUGGUCUACAUGGGACCACUCAUCGGCAACCUCACAAUAUUCACCUUCACUGAAUAGAAGCACCGUGUUGAUAUUUAGAAAUUGAGUUAUUGUAAUCAGUUAGCCCAGGCCUCGCGAGCCUAGUAGAUACAUAAUUUUAGUAAUACUUAAAACCACUUUCUC